Scatophagus argus is the source of this 4579-nucleotide messenger RNA. It is a transcript of the gene sap130a, whose product is annotated as Sin3A-associated protein a. The transcript is spliced from 21 exons. The record is from RefSeq and is a predicted model, not a curated record. Gene Ontology annotation, biological process: negative regulation of transcription by RNA polymerase II. Bases 171 to 3365 code for a protein of 1064 amino acids. Gene Ontology annotation, cellular component: Sin3-type complex. Lineage: Eukaryota; Metazoa; Chordata; Actinopteri; Scatophagidae.
UUGAUCUGAAAGUCUCUUCUCUGAUUGGUCGAUGUAACAGGGGGCUCCGUUUUUCGCUGAGCUUUCUUCCGGCUUACAUGUUGGAAAAAAGAAAAGACGAAUGGGAAAAACUGUAAUCCACAAAACGACCAUUGCUUAGUAACUCCGCGAUUCGGUUAUAAACAGCUGAAAUGAGCUCCCAGCAAUUCCCCCGACACGGGUUGCCUGCUUCCAGCGGGGGAGCACCUCCGAUCUCUGCAGUGGCAAACCUGGUGUCUGUCAAUCAGCCGUCAAAUGCACCAGCUGGUGGAGAAGCAGACAGCAGUCGUGAUGCUGACCACGGCCAGCAAGAUCAUCCACCUCCUGCAGCUGGGGGGACCUUGGCGUUCAGAGAUGACAAGCAGGAGACCAUGGUGGUCAGACCUUACCCACAAGUACAGACACACGGCCAGCCACAAGGUACCCCCCAAACCGUGCCCAUCCAGCCUGGCACACCCGUGACUGUACCUGCCCCCCCUGUCCACCUCCCACAAGGCCAGCCUGCAGUCCUCACUGAGGGACAGGUGAAGGCUGUCCUGAAGUCACCUAUGCCAAGUCGUCUUAUUGCCCCAGCACCUGCUUCCAACCAGGCUCAUAUCCCCUUACCCCCAAAGGUGCCUGGUCACAUUACUGUCACCAUAGAGAGCAGCACAACAACCCCAUCUAUUCCUGUGGCAACUAUAAGUGGUCAGCAGGGUCACUCCAGCAACUUACACCACCUGAUGCCAGCUAAUAUUCAGAUAAUAAGGGGCAGUGCCCCUGCACUGCAGAUAGGGACCCCUGCAGUGCCUCCACAGACUUUCACAUCCCAUUUACCCCGAGGAGCUGCUGCAGCAGCGGUUAUGUCCAGUUCCAAAACUGUCCUGCGGCCAGCAACUGGAGCAAGUGCAGGUCCCGGCCAGCCCACAGUGCAGCACAUCAUCCACCAGACUAUUCAGACCCGCCCUGCUGUAACAACGUCUACAGCUGUGCUUCCAACUGUGGUGGCUCCCAUUUCGGCAACUAGAACUCAGUCUCCAGUUAUUAGCCCAACAGUCACACACUCUGCAGAGGUGGCACAUGGGCGCCCGGCGCUGACCAUUCACCCACCUCCUGCCACCGUCAGUAUUCAGAGGCCUCAGACAUCCCGAGACACUGCCACACGAAUCACACUGCCGUCUCAUCCUGCAAUGGGGGCUCAAAAGCCUCAGCCUCCGCACACCAUGACACAGAAGCCGAUUUUCAGUCCUGUGACACCAGUAGCUGCAGCAACUGUGGCACCAAUUGUUGCCACUAACACUGUGCCAUCAACCACCACAAUAGGCACUGUGCCACACACUCAGAUGACCAGUAACACUAUUGUCACCAUGACAAUGGCAUCCCACUCCUCUCAUGCAACAGCAGUGACCACCUCUACCAUCCCUGUUGCUAAAGUGGUCCCUCAGCCUCAGCCCAUCGCCCACUCUUCAUCCCGUGUGCAGCCUGAGUACCCUGGAGAGAGAACCAGCCUCAUGCCCAUCCAAAGUCAUCGGUCUUCUCCUAACCCCAUGGAAGCAAGAAGUGACAACAGGCCUUCUGUGCCUGUGCAGUUCCAGUAUUUCCUGCCAACGUACUCCUCAUCAUACACCCUGCCGCACACCUACACCCCCAUCAGCAGCUCUGUGUCGACCAUCCGCCAGUAUCCGGUUACUCCUCAGGCUCCGAGUUCAGCACUGCCCACCCCCGCUGGAGUAGGUGUGGCAACCACUGUCCAUCUAAACCACAUGCAGCUGAUGACAGUAGAUCGGAUUGGUCUACCAUCUGCACAAAUCAGCACCCAAGGGAUCCAGCCAGCACCAAUCGCUGCACAGGGCAUUCAGCCAACACCGAUAGGAGUGCAGGGUCUGCACACGUCUGCACCAAUCACCACACAAGGAAUACAGCAGACACCAAUUGUCACUCAGCAGCAGCAGCAGCAACAACAAGCACAGUCUGAAGCAAAACCUGGGGUUGUUUUGGCUGACGGAUUCGUAGCCAGCCCCAUCAGCAGCACAUUCAGCACCACCCAGCCGGUAGCUACCAUGGUGCAGGCACACACCCAGGGAGGAGUAGGAGGAGCUCCCACUCUGGUCUCCUCACCGAGACCCAGCAUCCUCCGCAAGAAGCCUGCUAAUGAAGGUUGUGUUCGUAAGAAUCUGAUCCCUGCCCAGCCCAGUGAAGCCACUAGUGGCAGAAUUGAGAGUGGCGUGAGAGGAGCGGGAUCUCCCCGACCUGCAGGUGUGAAACCCAAAGCUGAGGUGCACAUGACAGUGGCCCCUCCCGUCAUGGCAACAGUUGAAGCCCUGCCCACACAGGGAGGAGAGCAGCAGGCUGUGUCCUCUAAUGCCCAGCACCUCACCCAAGCCAUCCCCACCAUGCUCGCCACGCCGGGGCCUGUACCUCCUUCCCAACCCUCCACUGUUCUCUCUGCCUUGCCAGCAGCGAUGGCUGUAACCCCCCCUGUUCCUGCUUCAAUGGCCAACGCUGUGGCCUCCCCCACUCAGCCUGCAGCCAGUAGCACUGCAGCCUGUGCUGCCAGCUCCGCCUGCCCUGAUUUGAAAAUAAAACAGGAGAUGGAGACCAUGGACACCUCUCAGCCAGACCCCAAUACAAACUUGUCAUCAGCCCCAGCCCUCACCACCCAGGCUUCCACCUUGAACACUCCUGCAACAGGAGAUCUGAUCCCAGGGGCCUCUCCGAGGAAGAAACCUCGCAAGCAGCAGCAUGUUAUUUCCACAGAGGAGAGCGAGAUGGUGGAGACCAACAGCACAGACGAAGAGAAGGCCCCAGGCAGGCCCAUCACCAGCAGGGCUGAGAGACGUGAGUCUCCACCAAGGGAAUAUGUUGAUGAGGAAGGAGUGCGUUAUGUACCAGUCAGGCCUCGACCCCCUGUCACCCUUCUGCGGCACUACCGGAACCCCUGGAAAGCUGCCUACCACCACUUCCAGAGGUACAGCGACAUCCGGGUCAAAGAGGAGAAGAAGGGCACCUUACAGGACAUGGCCAAUCAAAGAGGGGUGGCAUGCAGAGCGCAAGGCUGGAAAAUUCACUUGUGUGCUGCACAACUGAGGCAGUUGUCGAGUUUGGAGCAUGAUGUGUACAGUCGCCUCUCCACGCUCCAAGAGGGCCUGAUCCCUAAGAAGAGAGCAGGAGCCGAUGAUGACCUUCACCGAAUCAACGAGCUCAUACAGGGUAACAUGCAGCGCUGUAAGCUGGUAAUGGACCAGGUGACCGAGGCCAGAGACACCAUGAUGAAAGUGCUCGACCACAAGGACAAAGUGCUGAAGCUACUCAACAAGAACGGCACCGUGAAGAAGUCCUCCAAACUGAAGCGCAAAGAACGGGCAUAAGCGCCUCCUCGCUGAAUGGGGCGAAGGAGCUGCUCAGAACUUGGUGCUAUGAUUUGCCUGCAUACAAUCACACGCAGCCUCCCUGAUCGGCCUGAGGGCAGGCAGAGAGAAGUAAUGGGAGGACUUGAAGAGGCAGAAAAGCCCAUCAGGAAUAGGUUCUCAUUCAGCGCACAUUAUGAGCGAGGGGCAUCAUAGGUUGCAUUAGAAUGGUCACCCGAACGGCUCUGUCAGCGCCCCUCCCCCUUUUUGUUCAUUGAUGAUGAGUCCAUUUUUACUAACUUAAAUUCUGCCUCUUCUUUUAAGACAAUGUUGGAACUGGCACAUUGUGUAUCGUUGAUGUUUGGCACUAAAUGCAGCUGCGGUAAAUCUAUGUAAAUGAUGAAAAGUGUUUCAACCACCUGAGAGUGGUUGAAUUAAAUCAUUUAAAAGCAGUCCUUUAGCGAGCUGUGUGUAUACAAACUAAUCUCAGUUGUGCUCUUCUCAUUAAUCUGUGCCUUCAUCCGUACAUGAGAUGGACGAGGACAUGUGAGUGCUGUUUCACAUGCUUUCGAAAUAUUCUCAAAAUAUAAUUCAGUGAAAGUGUCAGAUUCACUGCUUCCCCUUUUUUCUCCAAACAUCCUGCACCUGGAUUUUUACGGUUCAGAUUUGUUCAUCUGCCGUGGUUUAACAGUCACCUAAUAUUAUCCUCAUGUAGAUGUAAUCUAAAAGAUAUUGGAAUACUUAUGUGGUCUGAGAUUUAAAACAAAAAUAACACUAGGAGACAAGACAAACAAAAUAUGGCAGAUUGAUUUAAUAUACAAAAAAUGCUCUUAAAGGAUCACUAAUUUCCUAAAGGUUAUGUGGAGCAGCUCUGAAUCAUCUACUUAAUCCAAAGUAAAUGGAUGUCAUGGUGGUAAAAACCAAUAUUUUCAUUUAGUUUCAGGAAAUGGAGUACUUGAAAGACAGAGUAUGAGUAUCCUCAUAUGAUUAUUCUGGCAGACUGAGUUCAUGUAAAUCUCUGUAAAUGUGCUUUUUUUUAUUUUAUUUUUGUUUUCCAUUGACUUGGUUCUUUUCAAGUUUUGUACACCGUGAAACAUUUUGUGCUGUGUGACGUGUGCUGCUUCAUUUUGCUGAGUGUAACGACAUUGACAUUAUGAGAUGAAGUGAGCCUGAAACAUCCAGCUAUUGUACAUUGUUUUUGUCUGUGUAAUUAUAGUAAAGAUACUUAAACAAUA